Lathyrus sativus (Indian pea) is the source of this 387-nucleotide messenger RNA. The record is from the annotation of a GenBank genome assembly. NCBI's taxonomy places the organism in Eukaryota, Viridiplantae, Streptophyta, Magnoliopsida, Fabales, Fabaceae.
AUGAAGCAAAAACAAAGAGACCUUGUGUUGGAAUUCAGAACACCUCAGCAUCCAUCUUUAGGCAUAAAUUACUGGGGAGGUGCAUCACCUUUGUUAGCAAGGAACAUACCCGAGGAAUCACUUGAACAAAAGUAUGCAAAACUCAACACAACCCGAACGCGCGACGAGAUCUUCCCCGCUGAUUCGGAUAACUUGUAUUCUCUCAAACACAGUCGGAGUGUGAAGAGAUCGUUCAAUAGAGGCGUCGCACGGGUUAAAAGUCUAGUUGUUUUCGAAGUAUUGUUUAUGCGGAAGGAGAAGAAGGUGACUAUGUUAGGUUCGAAUUCGAACAAGAUAUGGAUUCCGAGAUUGGAUCAUAAAAAUAGGUGGCCACAGGGUUGGUGCUGA